Molecule: messenger RNA, 4259 nt
Organism: Microtus ochrogaster (prairie vole)
Lineage: Eukaryota; Metazoa; Chordata; Mammalia; Rodentia; Cricetidae
Gene: Mrtfa
Product: myocardin related transcription factor A
Biological process (GO): smooth muscle cell differentiation; positive regulation of transcription by RNA polymerase II
Cellular component (GO): nucleus
Molecular function (GO): transcription coactivator activity
Source: RefSeq, a predicted model, not a curated record
CCACUGCUCUAACCACGAACUUCAGGUCUUCUCUGGAUCGCUGGGCUUCCUGUCUGCAGUCACUCAACUCUGGGCCAUCUUGACUUGCCUGAAGGGUGGAGAAUUGGUAUCUUCCCAGAGAAGGGGAGAGAAUUCUCACGUUCUCCUGUGGGCACAGGCAUGAGACUGAGUUUGUAAAGCUCGCUGUGGCCUUUCUAGACUUUUUCUGUGACUUGGACUUUUUGUGUUUGUAAGCUGUUUCCGUGAGGACUCCGUCAUGACUCUGCUGGAGCCUGAGAUGCUGAUGAUGGCUGUGCAGUCAGUGCUGCAGUUGAAGCUCCAGCAGCGGCGGACCCGGGAGGAGCUGGUGAGCCAAGGGAUCAUGCCGCCUUUGAAAAGUCCAGCUGCAUUUCAUGAGCAGAGAAGGAGUCUGGAACGGGCCAGGACCGAGGACUAUCUGAAACGGAAGAUCCGUUCCCGGCCGGAGAGAUCAGAACUGGUCAGAAUGCACAUUCUGGAAGAGACCUCGGCUGAGCCUUCUCUCCAGGCGAAGCAGCUGAAGCUGAAGAGAGCCAGGCUGGCUGACGACCUCAAUGAAAAGAUCGCACAGAGGCCUGGCCCCAUGGAGCUGGUGGAGAAGAACAUCUUGCCUGUGGAGUCCAGCUUGAAGGAAGCCAUUAUUGUGGGCCAGGUGAAUUACCCGAAGGUCGCAGACAGCUCCUCCUUUGACGAGGACAGCAGUGACGCCUUAUCCCCUGAGCAGCCUGCCAGCCAUGAGUCCCAGGGCUCAGUGCCAUCACCCCUGGAGCCCCGAGUCAACGAGCCACUGCCCAGUGCCACCUCCACAUCACCCACUCAGGUUCUUUCUCAGCUCCCAGUGGGUCCGGAUCCUGGAGAGACGCUUUUCCUGACAGAGCAGCCUCCUCUGCCUCCCCCACCUCUGCUGCCCCCCAGCCUCACCAAUGGAGCCACCGUCCCUACCGCCAAGCCUGCCCCCACACUCAUUAAGCAAAGCCAACCGAAGUCUGCCAGCGAGAAGUCACAGCGCAGCAAGAAGGCCAAGGAGCUGAAGCCAAAGGUGAAGAAGCUCAAGUACCACCAGUACAUCCCCCCGGACCAAAAGCCGGACAAGGGGGCGCCCACCAUGGACUCCUCCUACGCCAAGAUCCUGCAGCAGCAGCAGCUCUUCCUGCAGCUGCAGAUCCUCAACCAGCAGCAGCAGCAACAGCAGCAGCACUACAACUACCAGGCCAUCCUGCCUGCCCCUCCCAAGCCAGCAGGCGAGACUCCCGGAAGCAGUGCCCCCACCCCGUCACGCAGCCUUUCCACCAGCAGCAGUUCCAGCUCAGGCACCCCAGGGCCCAGUGGGCUGGCACGGCAGAACAGUACUGCACUGGCUGGCAAACCAGGAGCCCUGCCAGCCAACCUGGAUGACAUGAAGGUGGCAGAGCUGAAGCAGGAGUUGAAGUUGCGGUCACUGCCCGUCUCUGGCACCAAGACAGAGCUGAUUGAGCGCCUGCGUGCCUACCAAGACCAAGUCAGCCCAGCUCCAGGAGCCCCCAAGGCCCCUGCCACCACCUCUCUCCUGUCCAAGGCUGGUGAGGUAGUGGUCGCCUUCCCUGCGGCCCGGCUGAGCACAGCGCCAGCUCUUGUAACAGCAGGCCUAGCACCAGCUGAGAUGGUGGUGGCCACAGUAACCAGCAAUGGCAUGGUGAAGUUUGGCAGCACGGGCUCCACGCCCCCUGUGUCUCCCACCCCCUCAGAGCGGUCACUGCUCAGCACGGGUGAUGAGAAUUCCACACCGGGGGAUGCCUUUGGUGAAAUGGUGACAUCGCCGCUGACACAGCUCACCCUGCAGGCCUCCCCACUGCAGAUCCUCGUGAAGGAGGAGGGUGCCCGUGCUGCGUCCUGCUGCCUGAGCCCUGGUGCACGGACUGAGGUGGAGGGACUGGACAAGGACCAGAUGCUGCAGGAGAAGGACAAGCAGAUUGAGGAGCUGACCCGAAUGCUCCAGCAGAAGCAGCAGCUGGUUGAGCUGCUGCGGCUACAGCUGGAGCAGCAGAAGCGGGCGCAGCAGCCGGCCCCAGCCAGCAGCCCUGUGAAGCGAGAAAGUAGCUUCUCCAGUUGCCAGCUCAGCAGCCAACCUCAGGGUUCUGCUUGUGCCUUUGGCCCUGGCCUGGUGGCUCCCACUACCAGUCAUGGAGACACUCAAGCUCCAGCCCCAGGGCCCGUACCUGUGGUGGUGAAGCAGGAAGCCGGGCCGCCUGAGCCAGAUCUGGCCCCUGCCCCCCAGCUGCUCUUGGGCCCACAGGGUACCAGCUUCCUCAAAAGGGUCACCCCUCCUACUCUGGUCACUGACUCUACAGGGACUCACCUCAUCCUCACAGUGACCAAUAAGAGUGCAGAUGACCCUGGCCUGCCCACUGGGAGCCCCCGGCAGCCUCUGUCUCAGCCUGGUUCUCCAGCCCCUGACCCACCUGCCCAGAUGGACCUGGAGCACCCGCCUCAGCCCUCAUUUGCAGCACCCACAUCUCUGCUGAAGAAGGAGCCACCUGGGUAUGAGGAGACUGUGACUCAGCAGCCUAAGCAGCAGGAAAAUGGCUCUUCCAGUCAGCAGAUGGACGAUCUGUUUGAUAUUCUUAUUCAGAGUGGAGAGAUUUCAGCAUAUUUCAAGGAGCAACCAUCCCUACCAGGCAAGGAGAAGCCACCCCCAGCAGCAGCCUGUGGGUCCCUGCUGACACCACAGCCCUCGCCUUCGAAUGAACUCCCUCAGGCUGCUCCUCCACCUGGCUCCCCCACUCUCCCGGGGCGCUUGGAGGACUUCCUGGAAAGCAGUACGGGGCUGCCCCUGCUGACUAGUGGGCACGAAGGACCAGAGCCCCUCUCCCUCAUUGAUGACCUCCAUAGCCAGAUGCUGAGCAGCUCUGCCAUCCUGGACCACCCCCCAUCACCCAUGGACACCUCUGAAUUGCACUUUGCUUCUGAGCCCAGCAGUGGUAUGGGCCUGGACCUAGCUGAUGGCCACCUGGACAGCAUGGACUGGCUGGAGCUGUCAUCUGGUGGCCCUGUGCUCAGCCUGGCUCCCCUCAGUACUGCAGCCCCCAGCCUCUUCUCCACGGACUUCCUGGAUGGCCACGACUUGCAGCUCCACUGGGAUUCCUGCUUGUAGCCCUCUGACUCCAGACAUAGGCUAGGGAAGGGUCUGAAGUUGGGGAGCCACAGGACCAUAACCAGUGUGUGCUCCCUGUGACUGUGAGCCUUGACAAUCACAGUCCCUGGAGGCUGCAGUAGAGACCCUACACCUGGCUCACGCUCACCCAGGGCCGGGGAUAAAAGCUCUCAAGAAACAACUCUGGGCCCAUGCUGAGGCUUUCAGAGGCUGGCCAAACCCAGUUCAAUUCGACCUCCUUUUCUGAGGUCAGAGGUGCACACCUGGCUGAAGUUUGGCCCAGGUGGGCCUGGAGCCAACCUGCCUUCCUCUCCCUUUAAGGAGGAAACUAGCCAGGCCUCUACUUGCCCAUUCCCUAUUUCAGCCAGUCCCAGGACCCUGUGUCCCAAGAGGUGGCACUCUGCCAUUUUAGUCUUGGUAUAUAGUGUAACCAUUUAGUGGUUGGUGGCAAAAAUCUGUAUAGGUGUAUAUACCUCGAUAUUAUAUAUCAACUUGCAUAUAUACAUAUAUUUUUAGGGGUGGGGGGAGAUGGGUGUGGCUACCUCCACCUGCUUUCACAUGCAAAGGCCUGGAGAGCUGCUUGGGGAUUGAUACAGGGUCACCAUGAGGAGCUGUGUGCCACGUGGCCCAGUACCCAACCUGGCAUGCAGCUGCCUAGGCCUAUCCCACACAUAUUUGACAUGUAGACAGACACCUACCAUCGCCUACACGCCACCCUGCCCUGCUUCCUGGCCCCAUAGUGCCACAAGGGCAGAGGUGCUUCCUGGUUCUCAGUUCUCCACUCACCCACAUUCCGUCCCAUCUCCCCACUGCAGCCACCCUGGCCUUGGGAUGGGGUAAGGGUGGGUGGGUCCCGCGGGUCCCGGCUAUACCUGCUGGGGACUAAGAGGUACCUUCUGCCCAACACCAGCCCUGUUCUGUCCUGAUCCAGUACGGAGUAGGGACAGUGCUGGGACAAAGGUGGGGAAGCUGUGUGAACUUUUUAAAAUAAAACAAAAACACUGACUUGCCAGGCUGUUGUACUUGAUCCAUCAGGGCUGAAAGGCGUGACUGGGGUCCUGGGCCUAUUCCAUGACGGCACCUACAGGUCACACUGUGGCCCUAGUUUCAG